Molecule: messenger RNA, 1170 nt
Organism: Daldinia childiae
Lineage: Eukaryota; Fungi; Ascomycota; Sordariomycetes; Xylariales; Hypoxylaceae
Product: 26S protease regulatory subunit 8 like protein
Exons: 2
Coding region: 1-1170 (389 amino acids)
Biological process (GO): proteasome-mediated ubiquitin-dependent protein catabolic process
Cellular component (GO): proteasome regulatory particle, base subcomplex
Molecular function (GO): ATP hydrolysis activity; ATP binding; proteasome-activating activity
Source: RefSeq, a predicted model, not a curated record
AUGGCGCUCGACAAUUACUACCAUAACAAGAUCGAGGCGAUGAAGCUUGAGAUCCUUAAGGGCCAAGCUGUUCUCCGACGUCUCGAAGCCCAGCGAAACGAUUAUAACUCGAGAGUGCGAUUACUAAGAGAAGAACUAGGUCUUCUACAACAGCCCGGAUCGUAUGUUGGCGAAGUGGUCAAGGUGAUGGGAACGAAGAAAGUAUUAGUGAAGGUGCACCCAGAAGGCAAAUAUGUCGUCGACGUUGCCGAUUCUGUAGAUAUUACGAAGCUCACAGUGGGCAAGCGAGUAACGCUGUUAUCCGAUUCUUACAAGCUCGAGAAGAUCCUCCCGUCCUCCGUUGACCCUCUCGUCUCUCUCAUGAUGGUGGAGAAGGUGCCCGACAGCACAUAUGAUAUGAUUGGUGGUCUAGACCAACAAAUCAAAGAAAUCAAGGAAGUCAUCGAGCUAGGUUUAAAGCAUCCCGAACUGUUCGAGUCCCUUGGCAUCGCACAACCGAAGGGUGUCCUUCUAUACGGACCUCCCGGCACGGGAAAGACGCUAUUAGCUCGAGCUGUUGCGCAUCAUACAGACUGCAAAUUCAUUCGAGUCUCCGGUUCGGAACUCGUGCAAAAGUAUAUUGGUGAAGGUUCUCGUAUGGUUCGUGAAUUGUUCGUAAUGGCCCGAGAGCACGCACCCUCAAUUAUAUUCAUGGACGAAAUCGACUCUAUCGGUUCGUCGCGAGUGGAGGGUUCAUCGGGCGGUGACUCGGAAGUGCAACGAACUAUGUUGGAACUUCUCAACCAGCUGGACGGUUUUGAGCCGACCAAAAAUAUCAAAGUCAUCAUGGCGACAAACCGACUGGAUAUUCUAGACCCUGCUCUACUUCGUCCCGGCCGUAUUGACCGCAAGAUCGAGUUCCCACCGCCAUCAGUCGAGGCCCGAGCCGAUAUUCUGCGCAUCCACAGCCGCAAGAUGAACCUCACGAGAGGCAUCAACCUUACCAAGAUCGCUGAAAAGAUGAACGGCUGCUCUGGCGCCGAAUUGAAGGGUGUCUGUACGGAAGCCGGCAUGUACGCUCUACGUGAACGAAGAGUUCAUGUCACACAGGAGGAUUUCGAACUGGCGACAGCCAAGAUUCUCAACAAGCACGACGACAAGGAAGUCUCGCUCCAGAAAUUCUGGAAAUAA